AUGCCCUUGGGGCCAGUUCUCCCAUCUUCCUCAGACAUUGAUGGAUUUCCCACCCUCCCUUGUGAUCCUGGCUUGACUAUAUAUUUAUUCAAUCUCAUCUUCAGAUUUGCCAAUGGAAAGAAAUGCAUCUUCAAUCUGAGUGGCCUGCUUUAUAGCCUGUCAGCUUUGGUGUUUGAAAUAGUCAUUGCAAAUUGCCAAUCCUGGUGCCUGUGGAAAUUCAACAAUAAGGUUGUAAAAUUUGUGUCCUUUGGACUCUGGGAGGCUUAUUACCCUCAAGAGUUUAAUGUCUCAGGGACUGUAAUCAAGAUGAUGGUGCAUACUCCUAUCAAUUCCACCUGGACAAUUUCACCUGAAUUUCAGUAUGCACAGACCAUGAUAGUGUGGGCCAUUCUGAUGAAGCUUGUAGUUCUGAUUUUUGGUGCAGUUGCCAUUAAGAUCAGCUGCAUAGAAGACCCAUUCGUGGAGAUGGAGAUAUAUUGCUACAAGGUCUCUGUCUUAGUUUUGUGUGUUAGCAGCCUCUUCACAUUUGUUUCCAUGAGCUGGAACCACUUCAUAGAAGUGUAUGGCCAAACCACUCUUGACUUUCCACCAGACUUUCCUGUGAAAAAGGAAACCUUGAUAAGCAAACAUUAUACUUCUGUGUUCCCAUUAGGGGUCCUGACAGACACCAUGCCACUCUUUGGAGUGAUAAUGUUUCUCUGUGAGAUAAGCUCUUUGAAACUACAAAGUUAUAUGAAGUCCAAGCAUGCUUUCAAAUUUACCUAA
Molecule: messenger RNA, 765 nt
Organism: Peromyscus californicus insignis
Lineage: Eukaryota; Metazoa; Chordata; Mammalia; Rodentia; Cricetidae
Source: RefSeq, a predicted model, not a curated record